This is a messenger RNA of Cylicocyclus nassatus, 1064 nucleotides long. NCBI's taxonomy places the organism in Eukaryota, Metazoa, Nematoda, Chromadorea, Rhabditida, Strongylidae. The record is from the annotation of a GenBank genome assembly.
AUGACAGCCAAAAAAGUUGACUUACCGCUUUAUCUGAACGCCUUACGAGACAUUUUGUUAAAAGGCAAACGUGUACUUCAGCGACAGACUAGGUUGUUCGUGAUGGGUACCCAAACAAUAGUGACCGGCGUUGCCGGUCUGAUGGCUACGGCAACAGCAUUCUCCAUCCUUACCGUUUUAUACCUUGUCAACGACAUCAACAGUUUCUAUGACGAAGCAGUCGAAGAGCUCUCGGAUUUCAAGGACAUGGCAAACUCAGCUUGGCACGAGAUGCGACCUUCGUAUUUAAGGGAUAAACGAAGCGUUUUUGGCAUCUCACGACAAAGACGUCAAUGGCCCGCUCAUUGCAACUGUGGACCUGCGCCAACAAGUUGUCCACAAGGACCACAAGGUCCACCUGGACCUCCUGGUGAGGAUGGUGAACCGGGUGCACCGGGUAAACCCGGUGCACGGGGUCUCGAUGGCAUUGGUAUCACCACUGCGAAGGAAACCCCUCCUUGUAUCAAAUGUCCACCCGGACCGCCAGGACCGCCAGGACCAGAUGGACCACCUGGUCCACCCGGACCACAAGGACCACCAGGACCGAGUGCAGCAGGAGGUGGACAAGGACCACCAGGACCACCAGGACCACCAGGAGAUCCAGGACCAGCCGGACCGCCAGGACCACCAGGCCCCAAAGGACCAGAUGGCACAUCCGGACAGAAGACUGUUGGUACUCCCGGUCCUCCUGGUCCACCUGGACCACCAGGACCCCCUGGCCCCAAAGGUCCAGAUGGCACGGACGGUGGACCAGCACUUCCAGGACCACCUGGUCCACCUGGACCUCCGGGAAAACCCGGACCGCCAGGCCCAGAUGGACCCCCUGGUGCACCUGGAACAGCAGGUGCGCCCGGCGGCGAUGGGGCCUACUGUCCCUGCCCACCACGAUCGAGCGCUAUUCUUCGCCAAAGAAGUCGUGCCAUUGCCAGGAAACGAGUUGCUGCGAAGCACUAGUCAAAUCGUCUUGUUUUGGAUACUUUUAUGGAUUUAUUUGAUUUGCUUCCCAGCAAAGGAAAUAAAAGAUU